AUGCCUAGGAAGAAAACGUCGCCACCAGAAAAGAAAGGAUCGAAAUUUCUAGCAACUUUUUGUUGCUGCUGUUAUUCACCACCAAAAAAAAAAUCAAAGGAAAAGUCCAAACUAUUAAAAAAUUCUGCCGUGGAUGAUGAUCGCGAUGAACUUACUUCAUCUUCUGGUGAACAUUACCCGAUGGAAGAAAACAGCUGCUCUAGUCGAAGCCAUGGCGAUAAUGGACCACCUAGCCCAAUAACAACUUACGAACAGGUUAUUACCAACAGGGAAGAAGAAAUCACUUUACCACAAAACUCUUAUGUUACCAGAGCUCUAGACGCUAAAAGCGUUGUUGGCUACUACGGUAAAGUAUCAGGUAAAAUCGAUAUGGAUGAUGGAAAUAAGCAUUAUGUCUUCAAGCAAUGGAAUGAUGUGACCUGCAUACUGAUCAUAAUCAUUAUUACUGAGCAGAUUUUUCAAGAUAUCAAUGUUGGUAAACAAGUAGAAAUUUUAUUGAGAAUUCGUCAUGAAAAUAUCAUUAAAGUCUUGGCCUAUAUUAGAAACGAUUCAUUUGGUGGUGUCUUGGAGGAAUAUUGUCAUAUCACACUUCAUAAUCGUUUAUUUGAUAUUGGGCCAACAAAUAGUGCUGCAGUCUUAGAUUGCUUUCGACGUUAUCGUAUCUUGUUUGAUAUUAUGAUGGCUUUAAAGUAUUUGCACGAGAAAAAGAUUGUCCACAAUAAUAUCACCAGCUAUAAUAUUUUAUUAACACAAGAAAAUAAAGCUAAAUUAACUCAUGGCGGUUACCAAAGCAUAUUUUCGGGAAUAGAUCGUGCCAUAGAUAAAACAUAUUUUAAGACAGUUCCAACGAAAUUGGAAUAUUACAGUCCUCAAGCACUAACCGGUAUUUUACAACCAGAAAAUGAUAUCUAUAGCUUUGGUGUGAUCAUUUUGGUUAUGGUUAUUGGCAACGAGCCGUACCAGCCUAAUAAUAAGCAAUACCGUUAUGCGAUGCGGGUGUUGAGAGAAGAUUCAGAUUGGUCCAUGUUAAAAGAUUUUAGGAUUAAAUGGCCUAAAAAUCAAGUAUAUCCUUCGCGAAAAACAUUUCGCAAAGUUCUAUUAAGAACUGCUUAUGAAUGUGUUAAAAAGAAUAAAAAUUCAAGACCAACAUUAACUGAUAUAUCAAUUCUUGAAAAAUAUGUAGACUAG
This is a messenger RNA of Trichoplax adhaerens, 1188 nucleotides long. RefSeq lists its product as uncharacterized. Gene Ontology annotation, molecular function: protein kinase activity; ATP binding. The transcript has 10 exons. The record is from RefSeq and is a predicted model, not a curated record. Gene Ontology annotation, biological process: protein phosphorylation. Lineage: Eukaryota; Metazoa; Placozoa; Uniplacotomia; Trichoplacea; Trichoplacidae. Bases 1 to 1188 code for a protein of 395 amino acids. Gene Ontology annotation, cellular component: plasma membrane.